Molecule: messenger RNA, 2491 nt
Organism: Plutella xylostella (diamondback moth)
Lineage: Eukaryota; Metazoa; Arthropoda; Insecta; Lepidoptera; Plutellidae
Source: RefSeq, a predicted model, not a curated record
ACUUAAUCUGUGAAAUUAAAACAAAAACCACAGAGUACUUUCAUUUACAAACAAAAUGUCAAUGAUAUAUGAUUUGACAGCUUGGCCUUGGCUUGUGUUGUGCUUGGAUGUGUUUUUGUCAAAAACCUAAAAAUAUUCUUAGCUAUUCGCACCCUUAAAGCUAAUAAAUGAUAAUUUCACCGAUAGUCUGCUGAAUAAAGUGUUUAGCACUGCAUUGGGCUGUAUGAGUGUUACUGUUAGUGAGUGGACUGAUGGUCGGUGGGGCAGAAGAGUGGAGACCACAUACCGUUGUACGAAACCACACUAUAAGAUGGAGGAUGGCAUGGACAUAGAGGAACAUGAUCUGUUGAACAACCCUACUGUGAGGAGUGUGUUUCCAGAUCUUGCCGUUCUCAAACAAGAAAUUAUUGAUUUUGAUAUAAGUGAAGUUGCCGCACCAGAAUCCUUUACAACGCCGGAAGUACCAAAGAAAAAUGAAAACAAAAAUAAUCUACACAAUUUAACAGUCUACAGUGGGGAUCAUCCUACCGAGUGCUCCACUCAAGACCUGGAUGUGAAACCUGACCACCUGUGUACUGACAUGGAUGUUACAAUAACUGUCAAGGGGAACAGUUUGACAAAAUUUCAUGAAGUUGAUACUGAAAUCAAGAAGGAAUCAGAGAAUGUUGUACCAAAUGAAUUGCCAUUUUACAGGAACAGGAUUAUACUUGGCAAGAUACAAGUAGAUGAGUCUGACGAAGAACGAGAAAUUGAUGCACCAGGCGACUCUAAUAAUGUUGUUAACAACAAAACAAACAAUGAUCAAGAUUUGGCAGUGUCAAUAUACACUGAUGAAAACAGAAGUAUGAGGAUAACUAAACAGUAUUUUGAAAUGGAAAAAUGUUUGGGAGCGAAAAUUAUUCUAACAAACUGUUAUACAACUCUAUUGAACCAUAACUGUUACUGUGCUCAGUGUGCAGUGUUGUUCCCCACCACUGAAGCGUAUAGUGAACAUUACACGAGCACACACACCGAGACCACUCACUCAACUAAAGCCCCGGCUUCUCUUGUAUUGACACAUAGACAAAUAAUUUACCCACCUGAGAAGGCAUAUGUGUGCGACACCUGCAAGAAAACAUGCAACACAAAAAGUAAAUUGAUAAAGCACAUGUUAGUUCACACUGAAGAAAAACCAUUCGAGUGUAUAUCUUGCAAUAAAACCUUCAGUAACCUAUACACUUUGAAUAAACACAACUUAAUUCACACUGGCGAAAAGCCAUUCCAGUGUGACAUUUGCACGAAAACAUUCUACCGAAGAUCUAAUUUGAAGUGGCACAAGUUAACUCACACUGGCGAUGAGCCAUUCCAAUGUGACAUUUGCACGAAAUCAUUCUUCCGAAUAUGUGAAUUGAAGACCUACAAGUUAGUUCACACUGGCGAUAAGCCAUUCCAGUGUGACAUUUGCACGAAAACAUUUACCCAAAGAAGAAAUUUGAAGAGCCACAAGUUAAUUCACACUGGUGAAAAACCAUUUCAGUGUGAAACUUGCAACAAAACAUUCAGAUAUGUAUUGGCUUUAAAACGACACACGCUAACUCACACUGGUGAAAAGCCAUUCGAAUGUGACAUUUGCAAGAAAUCAUAUAACCAAAUAAGUCAUUUGAAGAGCCACAAGUUAGUUCACACUGGCGAAAAGCCAUUCGAAUGUGACAUUUGCAAGAAAUCAUAUUACCAAAAAAGUCAUUUGAAGAGCCACAAGUUAGUUCACACUGGCGAAAAGCCAUUCGAAUGUGAAACUUGCAAGAAAACAUUUAACCGAAGAAGUAAUUUAAAGAGCCACAAGUUAAUUCACACUGGCGAAAAGCCAUUCCAGUGUGACAUUUGCACGAACACAUUUAGCCAAAGAUGUUAUUUGACGAGCCACAAGUUACUUCACACAGGCGAGAAAUUCCAGUGUGACAUUUGCAAGAAAACAUUUUGCCGUAAAGGUAGUCUUAAGAGGCACAUCAUGUUACUUCACACUGCAUCACAGGCAUAUGAUUCUGAUGCGUCGGAAAAAAUGUAAUAUCCGGGAAACAUGAGGGAACAUAGUACAUGACACGGCGUGAAACAGCGGGAUGUCAGUGAGUGUCAGUGGGGCGCGCUGCGGGCGAGGGCUCGGCCUCCGCCUGUCCCCUCACUGCAGGCAGCGCCGGCGACGCACAGGCCGCGUUGUCGACACGCUCUCCUACACCCACAUACAAGCGACUCCACCUACACUAACCACCUCAGUUGCAAUUCUGACAUCGGCGCGGACGGUCGCUUUCUAGCGGCGCCGUCUGUAGCCGUCACGUGUGACUCACUACUGAGUGACCCGGCUGCUCAAGGACAGCGUCCUGUUGUACACCGAGAUGCCUGAAAUCCCGGCUCCAUUGGAAGCCUCGGAACAGUAUAAAAUGUCAUUAAUCGCUUGGUUAAAAUUACUACUUAAAUGGUUCUAUAUUUUAAAUAAAUAUCACUAUGGUAUACCUAA